Molecule: messenger RNA, 2074 nt
Organism: Monodelphis domestica (gray short-tailed opossum)
Lineage: Eukaryota; Metazoa; Chordata; Mammalia; Didelphimorphia; Didelphidae
Gene: ESAM
Product: endothelial cell adhesion molecule
Biological process (GO): homophilic cell-cell adhesion
Cellular component (GO): plasma membrane; adherens junction
Molecular function (GO): cell-cell adhesion mediator activity
Source: RefSeq, a predicted model, not a curated record
CUCUCUACCCUAAGUCCGAGGCACCGGGUCUGAGCCGACGCCCACAGUAUCAUUUAGUGUCUGUAGCUUUGACUGAUAUCCUGGCUCCCGCUCUAACGCAAACGCAACACCUGUCUUAGGAUCCCGAGCCCCUGAAUGCUUUGGAGAUAGGGAGUGCCAUGGUCCCCCCGCCUGGCCCUCCAUGGUCCUGCCAGCUUCAGCUUUUUCUCCUAGGGAUGACCACCCUCGUGACUGUUUCCCGAGCCCAGCUGGUGGUGCAUGAGGGGUCUCUUAGGGUGGAAGCAGUGGAAGGGGAGGAGGUGGUCCUCCCUGCAUGGUACUCGCAGAACGGGAUGAAGCCCUCUCUGAAACCUGACCCCCCCCCUUAUGUGCUAUGGUUCCUGGAACAAAGUGGGAAGGAAAUGGAGCAGGUGCUGUCCUAUCUUAAUGGAGUGUUAUUGAGCAAACCUCGAAUAUCCUUAGUAAAUUCUAUGCCUUCGGGAAAUGUAUCCCUGAGAAUAGUCCAGCUCCAGGAGCAGGACUCUGGACUAUACAGAUGUUCUGUGAAUGUGCAGGACCAAGGAAAAAGCAUGUCAGAUGUUGGCAGUUUGGAACUUGAUGUACUGGUGUCCCCAGCUACCCCAUCAUGUCAUCUCCAUGGUGUUCCAAGAAUGGGGACCAAUGUGACCCUCAGUUGCCUGACCUCAAGAAGCAAACCAGCUGCCCAGUAUAGUUGGGAGCGGCUUCCGCCACGGGCCCAGUUCUUCUUCUCACCUGCUGUAGAUAGUAUCCGUGGGUCUCUGUUCCUCACCAAUCUCUCAGCCUCCAUGUCUGGUGUCUAUGUCUGCAAAGCCAGCAACAAGGUGGGCAGUGCCCAAUGCAAUGUGACCUUGGAGGUAACUUCAGGGCCAAAGGCAGCAGUGGUAGCUGGAGCUGUGGUGGUCACUCUGGUGGUGCUGGUGCUGUUAGUUGUAUUGGUCCUCCUGUAUUGUCACCGGGAAAAAAUGCAAGAGGAACCAGCCAAUGACAUCAAGGAGGAUGCUGUUGCCCCUCGGACACUGCCCUGGCCUAAGGGCUCAGACACCAUCUCCAAGAAUGGGACCCUUUCUUCUGUGACUUCAGCCCGUGCCCUCCGACCACCCCAUGGACCUCCCCGAUCUGGUGCAUUGACCCCUACACCUAGUCUCUCUAGUCAGGCCCUGUCCUCUCCAGGGCUACCCAGGACAAACAGGACUCAACCUCCCACUGCAUCACCUGCUCUUGGAGGAGUAUCUUCUUCUGCCCUUAGUCGGAUGGGUGCUGUGCCAGUCAUGGUGCCUGCCCAGAGCCAGGCAGGCUCCCUAGUAUAAUUGCCCCUCCUUAUCUUGACUGAGUUAUUCAUUGGUAUGCCCUUUCUACUAGCACCUCAAGAGUGAUUGCCUGUACUGGGGGUUAGAAUGUUUUAAAGACAUCCAUACUCCAGACAGGUAGCCCUGCCCCAGACAUAUGCUUUCACUGGUACAGGGAACUACCACUGUGGAAACUCCCUCCUCUGAUAAAUUGGAAACUCAUCUAAAAUUUAUCAUUUUAGAGAGUUGAUGGGGACCACUAAGAGGUUAAUUAAGCAACUUCUCCAUAGUCACACAGCUGAUAUGUAUUAGUAAUAGGACUUUAACCUUGGUCAUCUUGGUUCCAAGGCUUGCCCUAACAUACCUCUGUAAUGCCUUGUUAUUAUGGAGAAAGCCCUAUUUCAGUAGAUCUCACCAAUAUUCACUUAAAGAACUGGCCUCUAGGUGGAAGAAGGCAUUAAGAAGUGAACCUGAGCUCAGAAAGAGUUUAGACCUCAGAGUCAACCCUCUGCCUAGUGACUGGAGCUGAAAUGCUUCCAAGAUGGGCUUAUGAGGGGCACAAUAUGGAAGGGCUUGUUUGUGAUCACUCCACCUUCCUAAGAUCCUUCCACUUUUAUCCUCCCUGGGAUCUUACCUCAGACCCAACCAUAUUAAUGACCUUUCUUGGCUGGAUUUUCAUUGGGGAAGGGCAGGAUAUAAUUUUUAGAAACUUCUUUGAAUUGUCUUUUUUUUUAAUGUCAAUAAAAUAGCUCUUAUUUGUAUGGAAA